This is a messenger RNA of Lachnellula hyalina, 1161 nucleotides long. Its product is annotated as Polygalacturonase. The transcript is spliced from 3 exons. The annotation marks the transcript as partial. Gene Ontology annotation, biological process: pectin catabolic process. The record is from RefSeq and is a predicted model, not a curated record. Gene Ontology annotation, molecular function: polygalacturonase activity. Gene Ontology annotation, cellular component: extracellular region. Lineage: Eukaryota; Fungi; Ascomycota; Leotiomycetes; Helotiales; Lachnaceae.
GAACUGUCUAACUUUGAUAUUCCACAAAACAUGUUUCAACUUUCAACCAUCCUCAGCCUAGCGGCUACGGCCAUAUCUCUUGUAUCAGCCGUUCCUGUUGCAGCUCCAGAGCCUACCGCAGCCCCCGAAUUGGCCAAAAGAGCAACUUGUACCUUCUCCGGGUCUACUGGUGCCUCUGCUGUGAGCGUGUCAAAGGCUGCUUGUGCCACCAUCGUUCUGAGCUCAGUUGUGGUCCCAGCUGGCGAGACCCUCGACUUAACUGAUCUUACAAGCGGAACGCACGUCACCUUUGAGGGCACCACUACCUUCGGCUACGAAGAAUGGAGUGGGCCUUUGGUCUCUGUGUCCGGAACUUCCAUCACUGUAACCGGUGCCAGCGGUUCACUGAUUGAUGGAGACGGAUCGAGAUGGUGGGAUGGAGAAGGGUCGAACGGUGGCGUAACGAAACCCAAGUUCUUUUACGCUCAUUCCUUGACUACUUCGACUAUCACCGGGCUCUCAUUCAAGGAUUCUCCUGUUCAAUUGAUGAGCAUUAAUGAUGCUACUACUCUAACAGUCUCUGGACUUUCAAUGGACAACUCGGCCGGUACAUCACUCGGCCAUAACACUGAUGCCUUUGAUGUCGGUUCUUCCACUGGCGUAACAAUCACCGGCGCUACCAUUGUCAACCAAGACGACUGCCUCGCCAUCAACUCCGGCACAGACAUAACCUUCACAUCCGGAACCUGCACCGGCGGCCACGGCCUCUCCAUCGGCAGCGUAGGCGGGCGCACCGACAACGACGUAGCCAGCGUAACCAUCUCAUCCUCCACCGUCAAAGACUCGCAGAACGGCGUACGCAUCAAGACUGUCUACGACGCCACGGGAACCGUCAAAGACGUCACCUACAAAGACAUCACCCUGUCCGGCAUCACCAAAUAUGGCAUCGUCAUCGAGCAGGAUUACGAGAAUGGCAGCCCGACAGGCACCGCUACUACAGGUGUGCCUAUCACAGGGCUGACGGUGAGCGAUGUCACGGGCACGGUUACCUCGGCGGGCACGAAUGUGUAUAUCUUGUGCGGAAGUGGUUCUUGCUCUGACUGGACUUGGACUGGGAAUGACGUGACGGGCGGGGCAACCAGUACGGCAUGUUCGAAUGUUCCUUCUGGCGCGUCUUGCUAG